AUGACUUCUGUUAAAAUUCUUGUUACAGGAUCAGCAAACGGAAAGUUUCAUGAACUUUUUAGUGGAAUUACUAAAUUUAAUGCUAAAUAUGGACCUUUUGAUCUAUUGUUAUGUGUUGGUGAUCUUUUCGGUGAAAACACGGACGAAAUAGAUUCUUUGCUGGACGGUAGUAUUAAGGUUCCGAUUACCACUUAUUUCAUGUAUGGUCAGCAUGAAUUGCCAAAGGUAGUCAAAGAGCGGGUUGAAAAUAACAAUGGAGAAUUGUGUCAAAGCCUUUUUUACCUUGGUGAAAAGGGUAGUAUAAACACAACAGAAGGUGUGAAAAUUGCAUUUGUUAGCGGGCCAUUAGGAAGUUUGAUAAGCAAUUUGCCCAAAGAAGCUGAUAUACUGCUUACUUAUGAAUGGCCUAAAUCAAUUACACGACAUUCCCAGAAGAGUGUAAAUGUUCCUCUUGAUAGUUGUGGAUCAGAAUUUGUAGAUCAUAUAGCUGCUACUGUAAAACCAAGGUACCAUUUUGCAGCAUCUGCAAAUACCUUUUUUCAACGGGAACCCUAUCAGAAUCCUCUAUCGCCUUCACAAAUAAGCGUUGACGAUGAUACACAACAAAAAUUUGGUACACCUACUUGGUUUGUAGGGAUAGCAGAUGUUGGCAAUUCUAAAAAGGAAAAGUGGUAUUUUGGAUUUAAUAUUGUACCCUUUGUACAUUUGCCGGCAGCUUCAUUAACGUUACCUCCAGAUAAAAUGACUCAAUCACCUUAUGUCAACAAGUCAGAUAAAAAAAGAGGUUAUAAUGAUGGAUUUGGGGAUAAUAAUUAUUUUUGGAAUGCGGGUGAUUCAUCAGGACCAUCAAAAAAACGUGGCAAACAAAAUCCACAAGGACCACCGCCUGAGAAUUACGUAUGUAACAGAUGUAACGUGCCAGGUCAUUGGGUCCAUGAUUGCCCAGAAAAAAAAAAAGCUUGUGCUAAAUGUCGAGAAACAGGGCAUCAUGCGAAAGAUUGCCCUCAGAAAUCAUCUGCAUCAAAAACAGAAGCAACAACAGCUGAAGGAGAAGAUUUAAAGCCUAAGAAACCACCUAAAGUUUAUGUAUGCAAGAGAUGUAAUGCAAAAGGAGCUCAUUUUUUUAUUGAUUGUCCUGAUUAUACUUGUAAAUUAUGUGGUAAAAAAGGUCAUACACCAAAAGAUUGUUCAGUGUAUAAAAGGAAACCCCAAAAUCCAAGCCCGUGUUGGUUUUGUCUAUCCAAUCCUAAAACGGUCAAACAUUUGAUAUUGUCUGUUGGAAAUUUGUUAUAUUUAUCCUUGGCUAAAGGAUCUUUAAUAGAUACACAAAAUCCUAAAAAGGCAACAGUACCAGGAGGUGGACAUGUAUUAAUUAUUGCAAUUGAUCAUUAUUCCACAUUUCGGGAUAUUCCAGUUGAAGAACAGGUUGACUUAGUUGAUGAAUUAGAAAGAUACAAAAGUGCAUUGAGGAAUUUAUAUAGUGAAUAUAAAGCAGGAAUGGUAUUAUUUGAAACAUCCGGUGCGAAUAAUAGUAAACAACAGCAUUGUCAUAUUCAAGUAGUUCCAGUACCAAAUAAAUAUGGCUCAAAUAUCAUCAAGCAAGCAUUUGAUAAUGAGGCAACAACUGUUGGUUUCAAAUUUCAACAACAAACGCAAUCUUCUUCUUCGCCAUUGCCACCGCAUUAUUUCAAAGUAGAUUUUCCUGAUGGUACAAGUUAUAUACAUGAAAUUGGCGCUAAUGAAAAAUUUGAUGUUCAAUUUGGAAGGAAAGCACUUGCUAAGCUUUUAAAUUGUACAGAUCGUGUUGAUUGGAGAGCAUGUGAAGUGCCCGAAGAUGUUGAACGUGCAGAUUCUGAAAAAUUUAGAGAUUCAUUUAGACCAUUUGAUCCAUCAGUAGAUAUGGAUUAA
Entrophospora sp. SA101 is the source of this 1908-nucleotide messenger RNA. The record is from the annotation of a GenBank genome assembly. Lineage: Eukaryota; Fungi; Glomeromycota; Glomeromycetes; Entrophosporales; Entrophosporaceae.